Messenger RNA from Cicer arietinum (chickpea), 654 nucleotides. The record is from RefSeq and is a predicted model, not a curated record. Lineage: Eukaryota; Viridiplantae; Streptophyta; Magnoliopsida; Fabales; Fabaceae.
CCACCUAAUUUAGUUUUGAAUGUUCCAAGUUAAUUAAACAUAAUGAUUAAAUGCACUUAUGUGUCCCACUUGUCAAUUGUGCAUAAGUGAUUCUUUUUGCACAAAAUUUCCCUUCAAAGCUUUGUCAUUGUGUCCUACAAUGAAAGCUUCAAAGCAACAUAGAGGAUACAAGGCCUUGUGUUGUAGUAAUAGAUUUAGUAUUUCUUCUUCGGAGGAAGCAGAGAGUUCUUCUGCCUCUAGUAGGUUCCAUUCUGUUUCAACACUAGCACAUGCCAUGGUACAAGAGAAACUUGACCAAAUGAUAAGAGAAAAAGUUGAAGCUAGACAUGUAGAUAGAAAAAGGGAGAAGAGAAGGGAAGAAACUAAGUUUGUUGUAAUGUUGGCAAUGGAAAAGUGUUCUUAUGAUCCUAGAGAGGAUUUUAUGGAGUCCAUGACAGAGAUGAUAACUGUGAAUCGUCUUCAAGAUGCGAAAGAUCUUCGUAGUUUAUUGAACUAUUAUAUUUCAAUGAAUUCAGAAGAAUAUCAUAGUCUUAUACUUGACGUAUUUCACGAGGUUUGUAGUUAUUUGUUUUUAACAUGUAAAUGUCAAUGGUAACAAAUGCGAAAUUGCCAACUAUUUCAUGCACAAAAAGCACAAGUAUUUGUUUGGCUUUA